AUGGAGUUGCAGGUGGUUCACAGCACGGUCUUGGAGAUUUUGGAAUCAUCACAUUAUCCAUUGUUGGAUCAGCUAUCAUUUGUGCCAUUGGGAUGGCAUGCUACGUGUCCUUCAAGUACAAAAGAGGCAAUACAGCCAACAUUGGUGUUGCACAGAGGUCAACAACAACUGCAAUAUCACCCACCCCAACCUGCCAUUAUUGAUAGGAUGGGGUUAGAUGAAUCUACAAUGGAGUCUUAUGAGACGUUGGUACUAGGUGAGAGCCGACGAGUACCUUGUCUCAGUGACGGAUGUUGCACCAUAUGCCUGUCAGAUUAUAAAACCAAAGAGACAAUCAGAUGCGUUCCUGAAUGUGCACAUUGCUUCCAUGCUGAUCGCAUAGAUGAAUGGCUUCGUAUGAACAGAACAUGCCCCCUUUGUCGCAACUCUCCCUCCUCUCCUCCUUCUACUACUCUAGUUAUGUCCAGUAACCCUUGA
This is a messenger RNA of Cajanus cajan (pigeon pea), 477 nucleotides long. The record is from RefSeq and is a predicted model, not a curated record. NCBI's taxonomy places the organism in Eukaryota, Viridiplantae, Streptophyta, Magnoliopsida, Fabales, Fabaceae.